GACAGUAGGGGUAAAGUCGGCAAUUUUUACCCGCUCAUUCAGAGACGGUUGUUUGUAGUUUGUUAGGUGGUAGUCCAUAGAAUAAUGUCGCAAGUCGGUGUACAGUCGCGUCCGGCGACCCAGAUGAGCCAGGUGAAAAUAGGAAAUUUGCCUGAGAUACAACACCCGCUGUCUAGACUCGGAAACCCAGAGAAGCUUAACAUUCGGGGACUUUCAAGUCGGGCAGGCGAGAGACCCUCGUCGAACCCAGCUCCCCGACCAGCCAGCGAACUCCCGUUUCAUGUCACCCCACGCAUGUCCAGAUCUGCCACUGGAAGAGAAGUCUUGCACGAAUCGUUGGAUCUUAAAAAAGUCUUACCGCGAAUACCGGGUCCAUUUUCCCCAACAAUUCCAGAAGGGGUGGAAUAUAACGUCGGAGACCCCGACAAGACAAAACUCCCAGUUUUCGGUGCGAGAGCAGAUUUACAAAGUCGAGCAGAGAGCCGUACAGGCGUGGUAUCCAGGGCUUCGUCGAGACCAGAUACAAGAUUUAGACUUGAAGUUGAUGAGCUCGAGAUUCUUCUCCGUGAGAAAGCAAAGCGCGGAUACUAUGAAUUGCGGAAACUUUUCGUCUCGAACGACCCAGAAGGCAAAGGUACAGUUAGCAGGGACGCUUUGCACCGAAUCAUUACGAUAUUUGUGGGACAAUUUGUAGGACCCAAACAGUUCAACCAUCUGAUGGCCAGACUGAGGCUGGCAGAGAAGCUUGUCGUUCGUUUGGAUGAAUUUUAUGCAUGUUUCCGGGAGCAGGUGAAUACAGAGAUGCCGCGGUGGAUGGACCCUGUGAACAGACACCACGUGGAAAAAGUGUCAAUGACCGCUACACAGGUGCAUGUACAACUCAAGGAGAAGGCAAAACAAAGGUUCAUUGAUGUAGCAGAUCUAUUUCCACAAAUGAAUCCUGGUGGAUCAGGAAGAAUACUGAAACCAGAAUUCCGCAAUGUUCUCAAUAGGAUGCUGUUUUUCAUGGAAGAGGAAGAGUUCGAGAAACUUUGGGCAAAAUACGACACUGAAGGCAUUGGUGUUAUUAACGGCGAAAAAAUGUUAAACAAACUUGGGAUAACGCUUCGUUCGGGUACAGCGAGUCCCACUAAGCAAAGACUGGAUUCAGCAGACUCAACAUCGAGUCGUACGCCGAAAAAGCUGGAAGCUGAGCGUUCCAAAUCUCUGGACGUAGAACUGUGGUUGAAAAAUAAAUUCAGGGAAGGAUUUGCCAAUAUGAGAUCGGAAUUCAAGAAAUAUGACAAAGAGAAGACGGGAAAGGUUAACAGCAGCGACUUCAGGAAAGUGGUUGAUAAAUUCGGACUCAAGUUAGAUAAUAAGCAAGUUGAAGAUUUCUGUGCCCGCUGUGGCAUAGACAUAAAAGAUGACAUGAUCUCUUAUAAGGAUUUCCUACAGAGGUUCCAAGAUCGAAGCGAAUCGGGCAUGCCACAUACCAUUCUCUCCAAUCCAAAACACAAGUUCAACAAGAGCGAACGAAGUGCUAGUCCAAGUGCCGCGUCAUCUUUAACGGCAGCAGAGGCCAAACUUAUGGGCAUGUUCCAAAGAGACUUCCUGUCGUUAUUAGGAACCUUUCAUAAAAUUGACAAGCAGCAUACGGACAGAAUUACACAAGAAGAAUUCCGAGCAGCCAUUGAAAGCAGAUUUGGAAUUGAGAUAAACGAUAGCGAAUUCGCCGACUUGAUCGACCGUGUCCCCCUGGACGAUGAGGGACGCGUGAAAUAUCCAGCAUUCAUGUCACAAUUUGACACAACGGGCACAGCACCGAGUCUAUUUGACGCCAAGUCAACAGUCACGACCAAAAAAGCGGAUAUCAUGAAAAUAGAUCAUGACAAUGGAGUAGAUGAGCUGAUGGACUAUGAGGAAUACAAGAAAGGAAGAUCAGUAAAAGAGCUCACUAGGAUAGUGAGGAGAUUGCUCAAAAAGAACUACCAAGAAGUUGAAGCCAAAUUUAACGAUAUGGAUGAUAUCAACUCAAGGCGCCUAACACGGGAGUCUCUCCAUGAGCUUUUGAAAUCAUUUGACCUGAAACCGGAAGUUACUCAUGGAGAAAUCAGAAAAUUAUGGGACACACUAAUAACCAAUGCCAAUGGAACGCUCGAUUUCCUCCAGUUUGUCCGCCAUUUUGGGUACUCUCUCAGAUCCGCUGCCUUCCCCAACGCCAAAUUAGUGCCACCGAGACGAGGCGACGCGGAUUUCUUACUGCGGUCGCGCAAACUAAACUGCGCCGGUGAUAUGUUAGAAGAUAACUUGCGUGCAAAGAUUGACUACAUGUGGGAUGACUUAAGAAAGGAGUUUCUUGAUUUAGACCAGUAUGGGACUGGAUUUGUCAGCAAAACCGAAUUCAAAGAUAUUCUUCAAGAACUUUGUGUGCAUCUUAACGAGUAUGAACUGGAAAUGCUUUGCAGAAAAUUUGAUACUAAGAACGACGGAAGGAUUUGCUUUGUCGAGUUCCUGAGACCAUUUGCCCUUCGCAGAACGACCCAUCGUGUAGGAAACAAUAUGGCUGGCGUGAUGUCACACCCGCAAGCAGAAGUUCCGCUUGCAUCUAUCGUGGAUGAUCCACAGAAAGGGUUGAGUGGGUUGACAGCGAGACUUAGACAAAAGUUGGUUGGCGAUUGGAGAAAUUUACGUAGAGCUUUCAAGAAAAUCGACUCGGACCGCUCAGGCUUUUUGACAGUCCCAGAAUUUCGCAGUGUUCUUACGUUAUGUAAUAUCAUUAUGAACGAAGAAGAGGUUUAUCAUGUGAUGUCCACAUUUGACGAAAAUAUGGAUGGUCGCAUCAACUACAACAAAUUCAUUAGUGAAACGUUCAAGUCAGAUAUGCCAGAAGCUCGAUUUGCCUCAAUAUAAAAAGCAACGUUUUCAUUUGAAACCAGUGCUUCUCCGUCGCAUUAAAUAGCGAUAUUUCCGGUAAACUACGUCACAUCCGAUGGCGCCUUUAAAAUCUUCCCAAAUAUAGCACGCAUAACAAAAUGACUAGAUAAGCAGUUUGUGUUACGCCAAAUAUGCAUGCCAUUUUGAAUGGUCCAUAGUAUUAAACAACUUUCAGCAUUUACCCUCGUUCCCGUGCUAGGAAUUGACAUUGUUUAGAAUUCGUCACACUUUUUUCCGGGAACGAGGAUGUCAGAUGGCUAAUGCCGUGUUUUAUUUUACCAAGUUAGGAUUUUAUUUUUUCCCUCUGAUUAUUUUUGUGGUUUUGUUAUUUUUGAAAAAAGAGUGUGUCGCAAUAUGUACAGUUUUAUAUAGUCUUGUUUGCAUGUAGUUGAAUGGUAACCAAAGUAAUCUGGGUUAGUACAUUUAUGACUUUUCAAAGAUUCCAGAAUUCUCAUAUAUUCCGUCCAAUAUUUCGUGAAUGCUAGAUAAAUAAUGUGAGAUUUAUUGCCACAUGUUUUGUAUACAUUCAUAUGAACAGUAUUCCGCCGCGCGAACUUAGGAAACUAUCAGCAUUUUUUUUACACUAGUUCUAAGUAACAAGAACUUGUUCAAACCGGAUUAGACCGGUUUAUGAUUCGGAUAAUGCAUGCUCUAGAUCUAAAUCGUCGUUUUCUUUAUAUAUAGAUAUGGUGCAACUAUGCUACUUAUUAUUAUGUCAUUGUGUUCAUAUGAUCUAUAAAUACUUAUCACCUAAAUAAAUUCACAUUUUA
Molecule: messenger RNA, 3686 nt
Organism: Saccoglossus kowalevskii
Lineage: Eukaryota; Metazoa; Hemichordata; Enteropneusta; Harrimaniidae
Product: EF-hand calcium-binding domain-containing protein 6-like
Molecular function (GO): calcium ion binding
Source: RefSeq, a predicted model, not a curated record